AUGUUAAGCUAGACGCAGCAAAAUAUACUUCAGACUUUGAUCAGAAACUGCUGGAGAUGGCAAGUUAGUACACUGAAAGCACUCUGGGUGUGAGAAGAGAGUCACAAGUUUUUCUGUGCAGCCUGACGAAGAGUAGAUACACAGGACAGGUUGUGAUGGCAGAGGCACAGGGGCCGAUCUUGGCUGCCGUGCUGCUCCUCAUCUCUGGGCUCCAUUGCUCCUCUCCUCCACCUGCCUGCCCAGAGUCUUGCACCUGUCAGACAGCACUCCUGCUGAACUGUUCAUCCUCUGGGCUCUCCUCAGUGCCACAACACAUCCAAGACUCUGUCACUGAGCUGGACUUGUCUCACAAUCUCCUUGAUUCUGUAACCCUCCACCGGCCACAUCAUAACCUCAGGAAUGUAUGGCUGGGAAACAACAGUAUCACACACUUGUCUCUCUGCAUAGAGAGAAACCCGGGAAGCCAGUCUGUCAGAGGUAGAUAUGUACAUCGCUUGAGACCUUGGAGCAGACAUGGAUGUGUAUCUUGGGCCCCCACCCUGCAGCUGCUAUCUGUUGAGAGGAAUCAGCUGGUGCAACUCCCAGAGGGGCUGGAAGGUAGUGCGUCCUUAUGGGUUCUGCAGCUCUCCUUCAACAGGAUCUCAAGUUUGCGACCAGGAGACCUUAGCCACCUUCGACAGCUGAAAGAGCUACACCUACAACAUAACCUCAUCACAAAUCUCCAUCCACAAAUGUUCCAGGAUUUAGCCCAGCUCAGGGUCCUUGAUCUGAGCUUCAACAUGUUGACCAGCCUCCAUCCUUUGAUGUACCUCUCUUUGCGUAACAUUGGGGCAGAUGUUGAGCUGCGUGGGAACAGGUGGCAGUGUGAUUGCAGCAUGCGCAGUUUAAGAAGGCGGAUGGCCUAUGACAGUAGCUUAGGUCUGCAGGCCUGGAGCAUGGUCUGUGCCUCCCCCUCUAUCCUCUCAGGCAAAGAUCUGCUACAGUUGGAGGAGGACGAUCUAAACUGUUUUGGUACUGAAAACAGGCCAGAGCUCCAUCGAGAUGUGACCGUUUAUAGUGGCUCUGAGAUACUGCUUUCUUGCUCUGCACAAGACUCGACGUGGUGGAUGCCCAGUGGUCAAGCAUCUGUGAGCCAACCUCAGGCUGAGCUGCUCAUCAGUGAUGUCACAGAGAGAAACACAGGACUAUAUGUGUGUAUGUCUGAAGAAGAUGAAGUUGUGUCUGUUUUUAACCUCCAAAUCAGUAGAAUAGGAGGUGCAAGUAGAAAAACUAGAAGUUUACCCAGAACAAGCCAACAAGCAAUCCCACAGGACACCCCAAAUAGGACAGGUCAAGAAAGGAAUCAGAGAGCUACACAGUCUACCUUGGCUCUGGCUGUGUGUCUGUCUGUUUUCAUCACAUUUCUCAUAGCAUUUAUCCUUGGGGUCUUAGCAAGACCUUGUAUUGAUGUUCUUUGGACAAAGGCCACCAACAAGGAAAGCCACUCUGAAACUAACUCUGUCCCAUCUGGAGAACAAAGACAAUAUGACAAUGAGGCCUACUCCAAUGGUGAGGAACCAGAAGAGAUAGUACCACACAGGGAAAGGAGAGUCACAUUUAGCUCUAUAGACUUUAGAGAAGAAAGUAAUGUACAAUAUUAUGAUACCGUAGCUAGUGGCGAUCAGGAAAGCAUCAAUAAUGACGCAGAGAUGAAAUGUGAAGCUACUAAGGUUGAGGAUGAUGAUCAUGCAGCUGGAGAUUCAGGAAGUGAAAACAGCUUACAACAGAGUACAGAGGAUGGCAGAGACCUCUCAGGUGCCACUGAUGCAGGCCGCACACACCAAAUGGAGUUUGAGCACAUCCCAGACCCUGUUGAGCUGGAGGAGAGAAGAGGCUCGUCUUCAUCCUCAGAUUCUGACAGGGCAUUAAAAGAGGACCACAUAACCCAGGGAGACCACACAAGACCCAAGUCUCCUCAGCUGACAGAGGACAAUGUUCAGCAGAGAGCUGAUUUCUCAUCAUCUAGAGAAGCAGAGGUGCCACAAAUUUCUAUAGAGGGCAGCAGUGAAAUUCCUGGAUUUUCUUCUGAGCCCUUUGCAGAUUGGUCACCACAUACAAAUAUCACUCCUGAUCUGUGGCAGGAGAAUGGAGAACAGUUUGAAUUUAGUGAUUCUGUUCGAAGUACAUCUGCAAGGUCCAGCAGCAUGUUUGGUUCUUUUAAUGAUGCAAAACUGAUUGGGAUACCCACUUCAGAUAGACAGAGUGAGGAUGAUGUGUCCAGCUCCAGUUCACAUGUCAGUGAGGAUGAACCUACACAAUACACUGUGAAUUCAGAACAGGAGGAGGAAUACGAUAUAGAAAGGAACCACAACAAGUCUGAGAUCUCUAGCACUUGCCUUGAGCAGGAUGCUAGGCCUUCAUUUGGAUUUGAUCAAGGUGAUAACAGACAUGAUCCACAAAGGCCUGCAGAGAAACCAGAGCAUUCCUCUUCCUCUCAUUCCAGUGACAGUGAUGGGGAGUCAAUGCAGUACACAGUCAAACAACUUACAGAUGAAAGAGAUACCAAGGAGAGAGUAAAGCCCAUGCCACACACAAAAUGGCAUGGUCUCAGUUUGGGUGUUACUGCUUUUGGUAAGAGUCUGGAUACCAGGGCACCUUCACCACCUACAGCGUAUUCAUCCUCUUCAAGCAUUGAAAGUGAAGCAGAAAUCACAGCCAAACCAAAACACAAUAAAGGCAGAGUAAGCCAAAUCAAGAAGCGUUUAGACAUCAAUGCCCAAGCUUCUGACUUAUCUUCUAGUGAUGAGACUACAGAUGAAACAAAAAAACAUAAAAAGAAGCAAGAGCAAGGAGAGGUGGACAUGGCAAGGCUUCAGUUUCAAACAGUAAGUCAUGAUUCAAACACACGGUGGCCAGCCGUAGACCUUAAGCACGCUAAACACAUCCAGAAUCGUCUAAAUAUCAAAGCACCAUCACUGGAUUCUGAUUUAUCUUCUAGUAGUGACAGUCAGGAUGAAGCUGUAAACCGCAUAUGGAAACAUGAACAAGGGGAGGUGCAUAUUUCAAAAUCAUCUCAAGCAAAAAGUAAUGAUCCAGAAACACAGAGGUCUGCCCUACAUCUUGAGCACACAAAACACAUCCAGAACCGUCUAGAUAGCAAAGCACCAUCACCAGAUUCAUCCUCUGGUAGUGAUAGUGAUGAUGAAACAACAUAUCAAACAGAGAGGCCAGGGAAGCUUCCAUUGCAAACAUCUCAAACAUUAAGUUAUGAUCCACAUGCAAAGUGGCCGGUACUAGAUAUUGGUAAUAUUCCUUCCAUCAAGAGGCAUCUAGAUGUCAAAGCACCAUCACUAUCCCCUGAAUCAUCUUCUAGUAGUGACAGUGAGAAUGAAACAACACAUCACACAGAGAGGCCUGUGAAGGUGGGCAUUGCUGAACUCCCACUGCAAAAAUCUCAGACAGAAAGACAUAAUCUAGAUGCAACAUGGCCUGCUGUAGAUCUUGAACACAUUCCUAACAUCAAGAGGCGUUUAGAUAUCAAAGCACCAUCACUGCCUCUUGAUUCAUCUUCUAGUAGUGACAGUGAGGAUGAAACAACAAACCACAUAAAGAAACAGGAACGAGGGGAGAUACAUAAGGAGAGGUUUCCAAUUAAAGCAUCUCAAACAGUAAGUCAUGAUCCAGAUGCAAAGUGGCCUGCCCUACACCUUGAGCAUACUACACACAUCAAGAGGCGUCUAGAUAUCAAAGCACCUUCACCAGACUCUACUUCAGUUUCUAGUAGUGACAGUGAGGAUGAAACAGCUGGGUGCACAGUGAAGAAGAGGCCAGCAAAGGUGGACAUUGCAAUACUGCAAAAAUCUCAAACAUUAGGUCAUGAUGAAAAAGCAAGGUGGCCUGCCGUAGAUCUUGAGCACGUUCCCAGCAUCAAGAGACGUCUAGAUAUCAAGGCACCUCCUGAAUCAUCUUCUAGUAGUGACAGUGAGGAUGAAAGAACAAACUGCAUAAAGAAACAAGGGGAGAUACACAUGGCAACUGUUCCAGUUAAAGCAUCUCAAACUGUGAGUCAUGACCCAAAGACACAGUGGCCUGCUCUUGAUCUUGAGCAAACUAGACGCAUCAAGAGGCGUCUAGAUAUCAAAGCACCAUCACUGGACUCUGAUUCAUCUUCUAGUAGUGGCAGUGAGGGUGAAACAAAGGACUGCAUAGUGAAACAGUGGCCAGCACAAGUGGACAUUGCCAGUAACAGCAAAAUCUCAAACAGUAAGUCAUGA
Molecule: messenger RNA, 4253 nt
Organism: Lates calcarifer (barramundi perch)
Lineage: Eukaryota; Metazoa; Chordata; Actinopteri; Centropomidae
Gene: lrrc66
Exons: 5
Coding region: 156-4253 (1365 amino acids)
Cellular component (GO): nucleoplasm; nucleolus
Molecular function (GO): protein binding
Source: RefSeq, a predicted model, not a curated record